Messenger RNA from Betta splendens (Siamese fighting fish), 2129 nucleotides. RefSeq names its product NIMA-related kinase 2 (gene nek2). Gene Ontology annotation, molecular function: ATP binding; protein kinase activity. The transcript is spliced from 9 exons. The record is from RefSeq and is a predicted model, not a curated record. Bases 276 to 1613 code for a protein of 445 amino acids. NCBI's taxonomy places the organism in Eukaryota, Metazoa, Chordata, Actinopteri, Anabantiformes, Osphronemidae. Gene Ontology annotation, biological process: protein phosphorylation.
GCCGUCGUGCUGGCCAAUCACCGUCGAGAACUUUGGCACCGGUUUAAAACAAGAGGAAGUCCUGGUUUAUGAGUCAACGAGCACAGAAGCCAAAUAAACAUUUGGUUUUUGCAUCGUUGUUUUUGGGAUGAGAAAUGUCCACAGGGCUGAACAUAGAGACAAACUGUAAUGUACCAGUUUAUUAUUAACCGUGUUUGAACGUUAGCAAGCUUAAUUAACGUUAUAUCUGGCGAGUUUAACCGUUAACGUCACGUUCAGUUGGUAACAACAACAACAUGCCGUCUCGUGUGGAAGACUACGAGGUGCUGUAUACAAUUGGCGCUGGCUCAUAUGGGAAAUGCCAGAAAAUAAAACGGAAAUGUGACGGAAAAAUCCUUGUCUGGAAGGAGCUGGACUAUGGCACCAUGGCAGAGAGUGAAAAGCAGAUGCUUGUGUCAGAGGUGAAUCUGCUGAGGGAGCUCAAGCAUCCAAACAUAGUGAGGUACUAUGACCGCAUCAUAGACCGCACUAACACCACGCUGUACAUCGUCAUGGAGUACUGUGAGGGUGGGGACCUGGCCAGCCUGAUCAACCAGUGCAUCAAGGAAAGACGUUAUUUGGAGGAGCAGUUUAUCCUGCGGGUCAUGACACAGCUUACGUUGGCCCUGAAGGAGUGCCACAGACGAAGCGAUGGAAGGGCCACGGUUCUGCACCGAGACCUGAAACCAGCAAACAUCUUCCUCGACAUCAGACAGAAUGUGAAGCUUGGUGACUUCGGCCUAGCCAGGAUACUGAACCAUGACACCAGUUUUGCAAAGACCUUUGUUGGGACGCCUUACUACAUGUCUCCAGAGCAAAUAAACUGCAUGUCAUACAAUGAGAAAUCAGAUAUUUGGUCACUGGGGUGUUUGCUGUAUGAACUCUGUGCUUUAUCGCCUCCGUUUACUGCUUACAACCAAAAACAGCUGGCAGAAAAGAUCAGAGAAGGAAAGUUCAGAAGGAUUCCCUACCGAUACUCUGAGGAACUGAACACCUUACUCAGCAAAAUGCUCAACUUAAAGGACUACUUGAGGCCAUCUGUGGAGUCUAUUCUCCAGAGCAGCUUCUUGGCUGAUGUGGUUGUUGAGGAGCAGAGAAAAGCACAAACACGGCUGCGGAGGAGGUCAGCAGACCCUGAAUGUCCCCGCCACAGGCCCACUGAACCAUCACCAGUGUCUACUGCAGAACUGAAACUUAGGGAACAGGCUCUGCGGGACAGAGAAAAGGCACUGAAAGAACGUGAAGAGAGACUGGAGCAAAGAGAGCAGCAGCUGUGUGUUCGUGAACGUCUGUCAAAUGAGAAGCUUGCCAGAGCAGAGAGUUUGCUGAGGAAUUACAACCGUCUCCAUCAGCAGAUGGACCUGGCACCGUUCUUUGGCAAAGACAUAGAUGCCGAGGAUGUGUCCCCCAGCAAGAAAAAGGUCCACUUUGCCCGAGAGAACAAAGAGAACCACUCGUCUGGCAGUCGUCAGAGUGCCACGCCCCAGGAACUGAUAUUAAGGAGGCUGCAGGCAGCCAAUCUGCGUGCUCAAACACUGAGUGAGGUGGAAAAGACCUGUCAGAUCAAGAGCAGGCACAUCCUUGGAAUUCGUUGAUCAAACGCUGACUUUUAACAAAGUGAAAGCUACUGAAUGGUCGUCAUAUGUGUAUAUAUGGUUUGUGACUGAAACUACUGAAGCUAAAUAAUUCCUUGUAUUUUUGUGCAUGUGCAAGCUGUCAAUGUUUUGUUUGGCAGUUUGUAGUUUUGUAUGCACACUGUAUGAUGAUUUUGUAGGCAGCUAUCGUCACUGAAACGUAUGCAGUAGAAUUGUUAUUUUGAAAUUGCAUGGCCAAAGACAAUGUGUAUGAGUAAACACUCCUAGAUCUGUGACGAAAUAAUAGUCUGGAAUCAUUUAUUGUCAAUUUAUCUUUUUUCUUUUCUACUUUUCAAAAGGGAAAAAAAGAUUCAGCUUUAAGCAUAGAUAUAUGAUCUGUCAAAGAGUAGAUCAUAAUAUUAUACUCCACUAAUUAGUGUAGUGUUUCUAAGUAUAGUUUUAAAUACUACCAAGAUAAUAUGCGUCCGCGUAUACGUAAAUGUAUAUCCGUCAAAAGAUUAAAUUGUUUUUAAUUAG